Molecule: messenger RNA, 762 nt
Organism: Penicillium chermesinum
Lineage: Eukaryota; Fungi; Ascomycota; Eurotiomycetes; Eurotiales; Aspergillaceae
Product: E2 ubiquitin-conjugating protein UBC1
Exons: 2
Coding region: 1-762 (253 amino acids)
Molecular function (GO): protein binding
Source: RefSeq, a predicted model, not a curated record
AUGGCGAGCAACCGAAUGCGCCGUAUUGGCAAGGAACUGGCUGACAUCCAUGCCGAUAGCAAGUCUGGUAUUUCUGCUGUCCCCGUGAACGAACAGGAAGAUAUCACCCACCUGCGUGGCUCCUUCCCAGGCCCCCCAGGAACCCCGUACGAGGGUGGUACUUAUUAUGUCGAUAUCAAGAUCCCAACCGACUAUCCCUUCCGCCCUCCUGUCAUGAAGUUUGAGACUAAAGUCUGGCAUCCGAACGUCAGCAGCCAAACGGGGGCAAUUUGCCUUGAUACACUUUCCAGUGCUUGGUCUCCUGUUCUCACUAUAAAAUCAUCUCUUCUAUCUCUGCAAUCUUUGCUCAGCACGCCUGAGCCAAAAGAUCCUCAGGAUGCAGAAGUUGCCAACAUGAUGUUGCAACAACCUCGGGAGUUUGACCGUGUUGCGCGCCAAUGGGCUGUGACAUAUGCAGGCGCUCCAUCUGAUGGUUCGACUAACAGCGGUGAUUCAACUGGACCAGGCCCGCUAGCCAAGUACGUUACUGUUGCUUCCGAGGCCCUCAAAUCUAUGGUUUUAAACCCUUUUCCUAACCUGAACAAUUCCAGGUACGACGGAUACAACAAGGAUCUGGUUGAUCGGUUCGGCAGCAUGGGAUUUGGUGUGGAACAGGUUGUCAGUGCAUUUCGCCAAGUUAAUAUUGAUCGAAACGGUGGCCAGGACUAUGAAUUGACCGCAGGGCAGAUGGGUGAUGUCACUGGUUGUUUGCUCGGGGAGUAA